AAUGAUAAAAACAAGUGCAAAAGAAUGCUGUUGCUCUCCACCUUGCAUCUCAAGUCUCAACCCAGCCGGUUUGAAUAGAAGCAGAGGGAGGCAGAAAGAAAGAGAGUUUGUCUUCAUUUUUAUGAUGGAACCCACCGGCAAGGCGGUGGUUGUGAUAACCGGCUGUUCAAGCGGCGGCAUAGGGCACGCCAUGGCUCGUGAGUUCGCCGCCAAGAACUGCUUGGUGGUGCCAACGGCUCGAUCCCACGCUGCAAUGCGGGAUUUUGAGAAUGACCCUCGGUUCUACCCUCAUGAACUCGACGUUCUGUCCGACCAGUCUGUGACGCGUCUUAUCUCCGGCGUUCUUCGGAAGUUCGGCCGGAUCGAUGUUCUCGUGAACAACGCCGGAGUGCUCAGCAUUGGACCGCUGGCUGAGAUCCCUUUAUCCACCAUUCAGCACACCUUCGACACCAAUGUGUUUGGGACGAUGAGGUUAGUUCAAGCUGUGGUUCCUCACAUGGCAUCCAGGAAAGAGGGAAAGAUUGUUAAUGUAGGCAGUUGUAUUGCUUUAGUUUCUGGAGCAUGGGCUGGUGCUUAUAGCUCAUCCAAAGCUGCUCUACAUUCUUUAACAGAUACCUUGAGACUGGAACUACGGCCUUUGGGGAUUGAUGUGAUCAAUGUGGUUCCUGGAGCAAUUAAGUCAAAUGUAGGAAACUCAGCACUUGCGAGGUAUGAUGAUCAGAUGCCAGAAUGGAAGUUUUACAAAAGAUUUGAAGCGGCAAUUAGAGGAAGAGCCCUCCUCUCCCAGGUACCAUGGGCGACCUCUACUGAAGAGUUUGCAAAACGGACUGUGACAGUGGUGCUUAAAAAGAACCCCCCAGCUUGGUUCUCAACCGGUCACUAUUCAACAAUUUCAGCAAUCCUCUAUCACUUGCCAUUGUUCAUCAAAGACUUCAUUCUCCGCAAAAAAAUGAUGAGUUGAAAUCUACAUUAGAGUUUCUGAAAUCGGGAACCCUCCUUUUCUAAAGAUUUGUGCAUCAUAGGUUGAAUUUCAAGAUUGGGGUGGGUUGGAGGAGCUGGGCUAUAUCCUCCAAUCCAAAUUUGGAAAAACAAGUCUGCGUGAGAUUUUUACUAAAGAGAUUUAAAUGCAAGAAUU
Cuscuta epithymum is the source of this 1135-nucleotide messenger RNA. NCBI's taxonomy places the organism in Eukaryota, Viridiplantae, Streptophyta, Magnoliopsida, Solanales, Convolvulaceae. The record is from the annotation of a GenBank genome assembly.